Molecule: messenger RNA, 4077 nt
Organism: Gamsiella multidivaricata
Lineage: Eukaryota; Fungi; Mortierellomycota; Mortierellomycetes; Mortierellales; Mortierellaceae
Product: rab-GTPase-TBC domain-containing protein
Exons: 10
Coding region: 302-4024 (1240 amino acids)
Molecular function (GO): calcium ion binding
Source: RefSeq, a predicted model, not a curated record
CACACUCCUUUUCUUCUUUUCUUGUUGUUGUAGCACACAAUUCAUUUCCUACUCCACUCUUGUCAUCACACUCAAAAGCUCUACUGGCGCCAGCCCUUCUUCUUCUUCUCUCCCAUCACUCUCAUUCUCUCAUUCUCCCGUGCCAUUCUUUCUGUCCUUGGGCUGUUGCUACAAACAGCGACACGCCGGAAGAGCAAGAGCAUAAUACCGCCGCAAAAAUAGAACAUACUUCCCACAACUGCCGCCGUUUACACCUCAUCGCUCCACCACUUACCGCGUCCCUCCCUCCCGACACCGAACCAUGGCCCUUCAUCAGAAGCCGCCGCAGCACGUCUUCAUCCUCCCCACGCCCUGCGAUCAGUACAAUCCGCUCUUUGACACCGUCCAGUCUACAGAAAACUUUGUGCUCCAGCGUACAAAGGCCUCGAAAAGCCAGUUUUUGAACUCGUUUCUGGGUACCAUCCAAAAUGUCUUCGACACCAAACAGGCACCGUUUCGAAUUCUGUUUCGGCGUCAAGUCAACGCUCAAGCGCUGAUGAUUGCCGAGGCAGAGACACAAAAGAGCAUAGAUCAGGCCUGGAGCUGGGUGCAGGACAACUUUGUGGUUGGACUACAAGUUCUGGAUGAUGCUCAGGAAAAGGAAGAAUGGGUAUUGACAAAGAUUCGGUCGCUUGUGACACGAGCGGAUAAGGGAACGGACGAUAUCACCUCGGAUGAGAAGGUCAGAAGCGCCUCCCGUGCUUUUCGCCAGACCUUCAAUGUCCUGCCCUCAGAACGACUCGUCAGCUAUUACUCGUGUUCAUAUCACGGCAAGAUGAUGAAUCAGGGCUGGAUGUAUAUCUCGGAGAAUUACCUAUGCUUUUAUUCGUUCAUGCUUGGGAUGGAGACAAAGAUCUUUUUGGAGCUGAAGGAUAUUGGCGAUCUUCAAAAGGAAAAGAGUAAACGAGGUGUUUUUGCUGAUGCCAUUCGCGUCGUCAUGAAGGAUGAACAGGAGUAUUUCUUUUCCAACCUUUUUCAUCGCGAUGAAACGUACGAUAUGCUGGUCCAACUGACCACCUUGACUAUGGAACGUUUGCUGAGGAGUACGGCACUGGAGCAUGCACCCGGAAUGUCUAACGGAGAUGAUUCAGAGAGCGUCAAGGAUGUAUUCUCUGUGGAUGUCGACAGCUUAGACGGCACCGAGUCGUCGUAUCCUCCUGCACCGACCACUCGACCCCUGCGGUUAGGUCUCGAGGAACAGAAGAGGGACAGUCAGUUCCAGCAGCGAUUCACCUUGCCAACAUCUGAGCAUCUCAUGGAAGAAUCAAGUGCAACUAUGGUCCAGGGAGAUAAAACUGAGAUGUAUCACGGGCGACUAUAUUUGUCUGAAUCCUUCCUUUGCUUCAUUUGCGCGGAUGCAAACCCUUGUCUACUUGCAUUGCCUCUGUACACCAUCCGUCGUGUCGAGAGAAUGAACUCGCGCUCCGCCAUGUACGCACUCAACAUUUUGACAUGGCAUCAGAUGAGAAUUGUCUUCCGCCUCAACGGACCCAGAACGCAGUGUGAGAAAUUUUGCGGCACCCUCAAGACUAAUUUGAAACUGCAAGUGAGGGCGAUGCGAGCGCUGAAGCCAUUUCUCGCCACCUGUUUCUCAGAGGCGCUUUUAGCCGAUCGCCCCGAUGUUGCUGAGAAAGACUCUGGACUCGGAUGGAUUUUUGAGUUCCCGGGCGACCCCAAAAAGCUUAAGAACAAGAGCAAGACCAAGCUCUGGCUUCAGUACUUGAAAGAUAAUGGACGAAACCUAACAAUGACCAAGGUCGCCACAUUUCCGAAACUUAUUCGCGUUGGACUUCCGAACAAACUUCGUGGAGAGAUUUGGGAGGCAUGUUCUGGAUCGCUCUUUCUCCGUUCGAUGAAUCCCGGAGAAUAUGCUAGACUGCUCAAAGAUAACGAGGGCAAGAUGUCCCUAUCGCUGGAAGAAAUCGAGAAGGACUUGAACAGAUCAUUACCGGAAUACCAGGCAUAUCAGGCCAAUCAAGGCAUCAACCGCCUUCGAAAUGUAUUAAGUGCAUAUGCUUGGAAGAAUCCAGACCUUGGCUAUUGUCAGGCAAUGAAUAUUGUUACAAGCGCCAUCUUGAUCUAUCAGAGCGAGGAGCAGGCCUUCUGGACGUUGAACGUGUUGUGCGAUCGCCUUCUGCCGGGCUACUACAGCACGUCCAUGUACGGUGCAUUAUUGGACCAGACUAUUCUUGAGCAUCUGCUGGAGAAGACCAUGCCUAUCCUAAGCAAGCACUUGAAAAAAGUCGAUGUCCAGCUCUCCGUGGCCUGUCUUCCAUGGUUCCUCAGUCUAUUUAUCAACUCGAUGCCGCUCAUUUACGCCUUCAGAGUCCUCGAUUGCUUCUUCUUCGAAGGACCCAAAGUACUUUUCCAGAUUAGCUUGGCUAUCUUAAAGGUCAACGGCGAUGAAUUGCUUGCAUCCCGAGACGAUGGGGCAUUCAUGGACGUCCUGAAAAAUUACUUUAAUACCCUGGAUCAGUCAGCGUUUCCCAACAGCACCAAUCCAAAGGCGCGGGUACUGACAAAAUUCAACGAGUUGAUGUUAGUCGCCUACAAGGAAUUUGAAUCUGUGACACCGGAGCUCGUAGCAGAAUUACGCAGGAACCAUCAGCUUAAGGUCGUUCACAACAUCGGAAGUUUCACUAAGCGUAGUACGCUUAGGAACAUCAACCCUGGAAAGUUCUCAAAGGACGAGAUGGGCGUUAUCUACGACAGGUUUUACAAUGCGUUGUUCUACGGCCGCCCUCAAGCCCGUGGCUCCAAUAAGCAGGAGAAUGCGCGAACCCUGGAUGCGACUACGUUUGUGUCCUUCUUAGGAAGCAUUGCCCACUGGGCGCAGGUUGAGGAUGACCAGACAGAGGCGGGCGAUGCCAUUUCCUUCAAUGGCUCCCCACAUCAUCGCAGACGGGGGUCCAACUCGACCACAUCGACUGCUCGGGAACGUCGGCAGAUUGUGGGCAGACAUUUCAUUAAUCGGCUGUUUGAGCGGUUUGAUCAAAAUGGUACAGGCUUGCUCUCUCUGCAGCAAAUCACGACUGGGCUGGACGACAUGAUCAACGGCGACCUUAUGACACGUAUGCAGUUCUUUUUUGAGUUGCACGACUUGAACAAGGAUGGAGCACUGAGUCGUGAUGAGAUCUUGGGCAUGUCAGAGAGUCUGCUGUUCAUUUUCCGAUUCGACGACGGCGAUACGUAUCUGGGAGCCAUUUCGAAUUUCAUCCGCAACGCAUUCGAGUUUGCGGAGAAGGUCGAGACACCCAAGGAGGAAGCAGAGCCCAGCGAAACUGUGGACGCGGAGAAGGACGCUAACGAGGACAGCACCUCUGAUGUUUCGGACGAAAAGAAAGUUAAAGAGGGAGAAAGUACACCUACAGAAGACGUUAAGGAAUCCUCUAAAGAAAAGUCAGCCAAUGCGAGCGAAGAGCCCGAGAUCCGAAUGUCACUCCCUAGUUUCCGCAUGGUGGUCCUGGCAGACGAAUCAUUAGAGAAAUUUUUCGACUCUGGUUUCGCCAGUUCAUUCAAGUUACUGGAGCCCAUUGAUCGUCAGCGUGGCCUGUUUGCGAGGGAGGUCUUUGAUUCGUUGUUGUCCGAGGGAAGGAAGCUUGCAGGCAGCAUUGCAGGCGGGAUUCAAAGCAGGAAUCGAUCACAGCCAUCUACUCCAGGCAUACCCAACUCCGCGACGCCUCCUUCUGUAUCGUCAGCACCCCUCCCCGAAAAUUCGACUAUGGAUGGUACCAAGUCUGUCGAUAAAGGCGAGAUCGACUCGGACGAGAAGAGCUCUAAACCCGUACAGGAUAAAGACAAGAGUGCUGACCGGACCGAAGAUGAGGAUGAUGAAGACUACGAGGACGAAGAAGAGGACGGCGAAGGCGACGAUUUGCUUGAUGAGGUCGAUAAGUUCCUGACAGAAUUCGAUCUGGAAAGCAGUGGAAAGAAGGAUCUCGGACUGACCUCUGUAGCUGGAGCCGCCGAUACCGCAAGCCUAUAAUACGCCUAAUCUCGUGCAUUCAUAUAUACAUACAAAAUAAACCUGAACAGAUA